UGCACACCUUGAGACAUAAGACUGGAAUUCAGCUCUUGUACAUUAGAUGACUUUUUACCUCAUAUUAUAAGUUUUGCGCUACUUUUGAAUACGUUAGUUGAUAUUACUACAGUUUGUUUUUAAGAGAACAUUGUUCUUACGCCUAGCAAAUGAAGAAUGUUCAAAUACCAGCAUUUGACGCAUUCGAUGCAUUAAUGUUUGAAGUGAUCAACUAUUCUACUUCGGUUUCAAAUGACGUAUGUCUUCUAAACAAAAUGUAUACCUUUUUUAACACUUCAAGAUGCAAGAUUCUAGCAUUCGUUUUCUUGAAUCACUUGGUGUUAAUGUAAGCCAAAAGCUGAUUGAAAAAGCUACAAAAGAUCAUGCUCGAUUUGUCAAUGAAUUAGAUAUUGUAAAGUAUAUAUGCACAGAAUUUUGGUCUUCAGUAUACCAUAAACAAGUUGAUACAUUGAAAACAAACUAUCAGGAUGUUUAUGUUCUGACAGUUCACGAUUUUCAGCCUUUAUUGAAAUUUGAAAUUAUGCCAGAAAGUGUUGCAGAAAUUCCAAAAUAUUUGGCGUUUCCUUCUGGACUUUUAAAAGGUGCUUUGCGUAGUUUAGGCUUAAAUUGUGUUGUUACAGCCGACUGUGAACAACCGCCAACAUGUAAAUUCACGGUCACAGUUUUGUCCUACAAAGAAAUAAUGUGAUGUACAGAUUCUCACUUCUUUUGAAGUGACUAACUUUAUUUUCCUUGUAAUGCUUUCUUGUAUUUUUUAAAUUUAUAACGAUGACUUUUGAAAUUCCGUACGACUUUUGAUUUCUCGAUCAAUAAUAG
Messenger RNA from Trichobilharzia szidati, 816 nucleotides. The record is from the annotation of a GenBank genome assembly. NCBI's taxonomy places the organism in Eukaryota, Metazoa, Platyhelminthes, Trematoda, Strigeidida, Schistosomatidae.